AGAGGCUUUUUUUUCCGGGGUGAAAUUAGAUUCACUGCUGGUUACAAACACGCGAUAAUGACAUUGAAACAUAGUGUUUUUAUUUCAGCUUUUUCACGUCACUUUCUUUCCAGCCCAAUAUAGUUCUUCAGUGUCUGAAAUAUUACGUAAAAUCCAAGCGGAAACGAGGCAAAGGAUGUCUUUGCCAUGUGUGCGUCUUUGCACUCAACAUGUGGCCAAAGGGCUUCAGGUCUGUGGUUACGCAUCACUCAGUAAAGCCUCCAGGCCACAGGAAAAAAGUAACGAUGGUCCAAUUUUUCAGUAUGUGGGCCAACACAGAAAGCCGAACCACAAAGUGUUUGUGUGGGGCUUUAGCUUCACUGGAGCAUUGGGCAUCCCCAGCUUUGUCAUACCGGACAGUGGAAGAAAGAAGCCCCGCAAAUACCAGCUCAAUCCUUAUCGCCUGGAGACCGCAGAGCAGAUUUCCUCUGCUGCCUGUGGUUACGGUUUCACACUCAUCGCCUCCUCUACCAAAGAUGUAACUAAAUUAUGGGGUAUGGGCCUGAACAAGGACUCUCAGCUGGGCUUCCAGCGAACCCAACACAGCCGCCAUCAGAGCUAUGAUUAUGUGUUGGAACCCUCUCCUGUGGCUCUGCCUCUUGUCGAGCCUUUGCAGACCAGAGUGGUUCAGGUGGCUUGUGGUCGAGCACAUUCCCUGGUUCUCACUGACAAAGAGGGAGUUUUCAGUAUGGGUAAUAACGCCUAUGGCCAGUGUGGAAGACGCAUCAUUGAAGAUGAAGUCUACAGUGGCAGCCAUAUAAUUCACAAGAUAGACGGCUUCGGCAGCAGAGUCGUCCAGGUGGCUUGUGGGCAGGACCACAGUCUGUUCCUCACUGAGACGGGGCAGGUGUAUGCAUGUGGAUGGGGUGCAGAUGGACAGACAGGUCUGGGGCACCACAAUGUCAGCUCCCAUCCAGUGGAGGUGGGAGGAGAUCUGAGUGGAGUGGAGGUUCAGCAGAUCAGUACGUAUGGAGACUGUAGCCUGGCCGUUUGUCGAGAUGGACAUCUGUACGGCUGGGGUAACUCUGAGUACCUGCAGCUGGCUUCGGUCACACAGUCCACACAGAUCAGCUCUCCUCAUCGUCUUCCUCUAAAAGGCUGUGGGAAGGUGGUUCAGGCAGCAUGUGGAGGUACACAGGUGGCCAUUCUCAACGACAGAGGAGAGGUGUUUGUGUGGGGAUAUGGCAUUCUUGGAAAAGGUCCAAAGCUGUCAGAGUCCUCAACCCCUGAGAUGAUCCCCCCCACUCUGUUUGGACGCUCUGAGUUUAACCCUUCAGUCGCCGUCACCAGGAUCCGCUGUGGCCUCAACCACUUCGCUGCAGUAACAGAUCGAGGCGAGCUCUUUGUCUGGGGGAAGAAUGUGAGAGGUUGUUUGGGCAUCGGCAAGAGAGAUGACCAGUACUUCCCAUGGCGAGUGACAGUACCGGGUCAGGUGGUGGAUGUAGCGUGUGGUGUCGAUCACAUGGUGGCGCUGGUGAAGUCCCUCCUCUGAGCUCCUGUUUUCGUCAGCAGCAGAUAAAAGGCUGCAUGUUUGGCCGGGCCUCCCGCUGACCAUCGGACGCCUCAGGGAGCCGAUCAAGGAUGCUCUGGAGUCUUGAAGCCAGCUGUUCUCUGCAGGAGAAGGACCCUAAUGUCCCUUCAUCCUGCAGUGACGUCAAGCCGCGACCAGAGCAGUGGAUUCUCAUUGUAUCCUGCACGAAGGGCAUGUGGGAGAGACAUUAAAGACUAUUCUGUUCCCUUUCAUUUUCACUGCACUGAACAGUGGUUUUAUCUGUUGUGCAGAAUAAUGCACAUCAUCACAAAAUGAAACCUGCUCCAUCUCUGACACCAAUGUAAGAUCAGUAGAAAAACAGACGUCUUAUUAAACCUGAAUUACACAGUUUUACAUUGUAUUCAUUGUAUUUACAGUGUAAUUAUCUCCUUCAGAGAUUAAAUGUGCAAAGUAUUUCAUACUUGGAAUAGAUGAGGUGGAAAAUAAAUGACAAACAUGCUGGUUGGCAAAUGUUUUCAAGCUAUAUGAUAAUAGUACAGUCUUACAAAUACUGAUUGGUUUAUGUACAUUACCACAAUACGUUUAUCAGUCUUAAACUAGAAGAAAUGAAAAGUUAAUGUACUCUAGUGUACAGUGUAUUGGUAUAAAAGUACAGACAUUUAUUUUAAUACUCAUUCUCUUAUUGAGUCAUAGAAUUUCACAUUUUGACCAAAUACUGUAUCUUGAAAACUAUAGCCAACUAGCCUUUGACUAAAUAUUCUUUAUUACCAACACACUUUAACUACACUUCAAUACUACUGGAAGCAUUUUGCUGAUAGACCUAGAAGGGAAAAAAUGUUAAUACGCUAAAAUACUGGCAUUUUGUUGCUACUAUUCGACAUUUUUAUAGCAAUUUUCCUUUCAAAAAAUUAAAAAGAACCAAACUCCUGCCUCUUAUUGCUGAUCCCUGUGGGACCUUAUUUUAGGGGAAAAAAAAGGAUUAGUCGAAUUUUUGAUCCUGUUUGAAUUAUGCCUCAUUUAUACAUGUUUGUCAGUUUAAAAGAUAAUUUUAGAAGUCAAGGAAGUUGCAGUUUGUUAUAAACUUGUAGAACCAUCAAACUGAAAAGACAUAAAUAUAAACACCCAGAAGUAGUGGAGGUGAUGUUAUCGUAACUGUCUACGAUCUGUUCAGAGGAUGUCUCGUACUGACCUUAACCUAAUAUUUUUUUCACCAAACUUAACAAUUGGGGUAAAAUGUGUCAUGUGGCCAAUUUGAUGUUGGUGACAUGAUCUUUUAAACUGACAUCAUACAACAUCACAUAUAAAUGGUGACAUUUCAAACCAGAUUAAAAAAUGACUUGUUUCUUUCCGUUGAUGCUGUUCCUAUUCUUUUCUGAAGUUUGGUCCCAUGGGACACAGCGGUAGGGGCUGGAUGUGGGCUCCCUUACAUGGUGCUUUACAAACAAAUCCACACUAUCAUAAUAUUGAGAUAAAGAUAUUAAUUGAGAUGUGGUUGAUUUUGAGUUUCUGCUGUAGAUAAAGGCAGCAGCAAAAUGUAUGAACAGACUAAAAGAAAAAAAGUAGGUCUGAUGUGUGCACUGUAUUUGAACACCAGCAGCUCAUGUAUUUGGGGAGUUCAAGGUUAAAUUACUGUUUUUGUUAAAAUGAGUGGUACAACUAUAGUCCCACAUCAGAAUUAGUGGUAGUGAAAACACGAAUAAUAGCACUUAAUUAAACUGAUUCUGAUUUAUUUAUGCAUGUAACAUUACUUCUCUUCCACAUCCGUACCCCUGUAGUAAUACACCGACUGAAGACAAGUACCUCAGACAACCCCACUUUGAAGAAUCCGAACAAGCCCUGAUUUGCAAAACCAAUCUACAAAAAAAAGGCAGGAACAGAAAAACAGUUAUAGAAUAUGAUAAUUUGUGCUCAACAAAUAGAGAUGAAGAAGGCACUCUCCCAGAGAAACAGUCAGAGGAAGCAAUUUUACAGAGCCUUAGUACUGAGUGUGUGGGUUCUGCAUAGAAAAAGCUCAUUAGAAGCAGCUGAAGUUUACAAAAAAAUACAGCAGACAAAUAGAUUUUGCAUUAGACGUUCUGACCUUUUCGAAUGAAUUCAUCGGCAGCAGAAAAACAAAAACCACUCAGACAGCAACAUCAUGACCAACAACCCCAAAGGACUGAUGUGUCGGACAUCAAAUUCUACAUGUUUUAGAGUCAUAAUUUGGUUUCAUUUGGGAUUAGAA
Messenger RNA from Sphaeramia orbicularis (orbiculate cardinalfish), 3755 nucleotides. It is a transcript of the gene rcc1l, whose product is annotated as RCC1 like. The record is from RefSeq and is a predicted model, not a curated record. Lineage: Eukaryota; Metazoa; Chordata; Actinopteri; Kurtiformes; Apogonidae. The transcript is spliced from 12 exons. Gene Ontology annotation, biological process: positive regulation of mitochondrial translation. Gene Ontology annotation, cellular component: mitochondrial inner membrane. Gene Ontology annotation, molecular function: guanyl-nucleotide exchange factor activity; rRNA binding. The coding region runs from base 176 to 1531 and encodes 451 amino acids.